AUGGCGCACCCCGACGCCCCAAUGGCCGACGCGCAGGCCAAGACAAUCGACGCAACACCACACGUCGGGCAGACCAUCAGCCACGAGGGCAAAGAGUACACGACCAUCAAGGAGGGCCUGGCGCACAUCCUGGUGCCCCACGACACACCCACAUCGACCGACCCGCGCAUGUCGAAGGAGGAUACGCAGAAGCAGCAGGUCUUCUACAACCCGAUCCAGCAGUUCAACCGCGACUUGAGCGUGCUCGCGAUCAAGACGUUCGGCUUGGACUCGGUGCAGAGGAAGCAGGAUAGACACGCGAAGCAGCUGAAGAAAGGGCCGAGGAAGCAAAAAGCGCAGAGAAAAGAGGCGGCAGAAGGGCCGGCCGAGGAGGUGGAAGAGACGGUCGACGAAACAGCCGCCGAGGACGAGAACACGCUGAACCGCAAUCUAGACGACGAGAACACACUGAAGCGCAAGCUGGCCCAGGAUGAAACAGACGACGGUGCUGCGCCGGCGAAGAAGCAAAAGGUCAUCGAGAACGGCCAUGUGUUGGAGGAGGGAGAGGUAGCGGAAACGCAAGCGGACGCGAAAGAGCCCAGGCCAUGGAGAGCACCCUUCACCAUCCUCGACGCUCUCUCUGCGACCGGUCUGCGAGCGCUACGAUACGCAAAAGAGAUUCCCUUCGCAACGUCCAUCACGUCCAACGACAUGUCGACGAACGCUGUCGAGUCAAUCAAGCUGAACAUCAAGCACAACAAGCUGGAGGACACCAUCAAACCCAACACAGGGAACGCCAUUGCCUACAUGUACAGCUACUGCGACAAGAACGGCUACGAUGUGAUUGACCUGGACCCCUACGGCACAGCCGCGCCCUUUAUCGACUCUGCCAUACAGGCCAUCACCGACGAUGGGCUGCUUUGCGUCACAUGUACGGACUCUGCUAUCUUUGCGUCACACGGCUAUCUGGAGAAGACCUACUCGCAGUACGGGGGUCUGCCAUUCAAGGGCGAAGCAUGCCACGAAGGGGGUGUUCGUCUGGUGCUGCAUGCGAUCGCCUCUUCAGCUGCACGGUACGGCAUGGCGAUAGAGCCGUUGCUUUCACUGUCAAUCGACUACUACCUCCGAGUCUUUGUGCGGGUGCGGAAGGCGCCUAAUGAUGUCAAGCUCCUGGCCGGCAAGACCAUGCUCAUAUACUCCUGCGACAAUGGCUGCGGAGCGUGGACCACACAAUUCCUUGCACGCAACAAGGUCACAAAAAAUAAAAAGGGCGAUCCAUUCUACAAGCACGGCUUUGCCGCCGGUCCUUCGGCAGACGAGCACUGCAAGCACUGCGGGAUCAAGACGCACAUUGUUGGCCCAAUGUAUGGCGGGCCUAUCCACAACGUAGGCUUUGUCGAGAGAGUGCUUGCUCAACUGAACGAAGUCGAUCGUGAGACCUACCCAACAAUGGACCGGAUAGAGGGCAUGCUGCGUACAGCGUUGGACGAGAUCACGCUCGGGACGAAACGGAAGGACGACCAGAGCAAACAGAUGCUCAGCCCUCUCAUUCCCAAGGCUGACCCAGCGGAGAUAGAUCACCACCCCUUUUUCUUCAUUCCCAGCUCAAUCUCCAGGGUCUUGCAUUGCUCGGCCCCCCCCUACAGCAGCCCUGCGAGCCACUGCAAACCUGGGUCACUCAAGACAGACGCAUCCUGGACAGACAUAUGGCACAUCAUGACAGAAUGGAUCCGCCAAAAGGCGCCGCUCAAGAACCCGCUGAAGGAGAACACUGCAGGCCGCGCAAUCAUGUCGAAACCUUGCAUGAGCCCAGUGGAAACAAAAGGCGCAGCAAAAGAUGCCGCCACGGUAGAGAAGCCGACUGCACAGGAUGGCGAGGCUGCUGAUGUCGAGAUGGCAAACACAGAAACAGCAGAGCGACCCUCAUACCUGGGCACCAACUUCGAAGUCAACUUCGACGAGAAGCUGGGCAGAGACCACGACAGAGGCAAAUACGUCCGCUACCAGCUCGCGCCGCGCGAGAACUGGGGCCCCAUGGCCCGCGCAAAGUGA
Molecule: messenger RNA, 2031 nt
Organism: Boeremia exigua
Lineage: Eukaryota; Fungi; Ascomycota; Dothideomycetes; Pleosporales; Didymellaceae
Product: N2,N2-dimethylguanosine tRNA methyltransferase-domain-containing protein
Exons: 2
Coding region: 1-2031 (676 amino acids)
Biological process (GO): tRNA N2-guanine methylation
Cellular component (GO): nucleus
Molecular function (GO): RNA binding
Source: RefSeq, a predicted model, not a curated record